AUGGGGUACAUUUUAGCUGCUCCCGUGUGCGUGCCGGUGGUGCCGCCGGCGCCCGUGGUGGUGCUGCAGCAGCAACCUGCUGUGUGCGUGCUGCAGCAGCAGCAGCAGCAAGUGCUGCAGCUGCGGCAGCAGCAGCCUGUUCAAAUCCUUGUAAAGCCCCCGCCCUCCUACACUCUCACAGUAGUCGAGCCGCCCCCACUUCUCAUAUCUUACCCGCAGCCCCCCGUGACUAUUCUCAUGUAG
Molecule: messenger RNA, 243 nt
Organism: Eimeria tenella
Lineage: Eukaryota; Apicomplexa; Conoidasida; Eucoccidiorida; Eimeriidae
Exons: 1
Coding region: 1-243 (80 amino acids)
Source: RefSeq, a predicted model, not a curated record